Messenger RNA from Vollenhovia emeryi, 1737 nucleotides. Its product is annotated as probable ribonuclease ZC3H12B. Gene Ontology annotation, cellular component: cytoplasmic ribonucleoprotein granule; nucleus. NCBI's taxonomy places the organism in Eukaryota, Metazoa, Arthropoda, Insecta, Hymenoptera, Formicidae. Gene Ontology annotation, molecular function: RNA endonuclease activity; mRNA binding. The record is from RefSeq and is a predicted model, not a curated record. The transcript has 5 exons. The coding region runs from base 330 to 1637 and encodes 435 amino acids.
CAACAGGACGUGCGGGGCUACGUGCACGAGAUCAGCAGCGGACGUUGGUGGCAGUAGUGUACGCGGAUGUGCAUGAUUUUCGCGAAAAAAGUAGGCCUUGGAGUCCCGCGUAGAAAACAUGCUGCUCUAGGUGUGUGAGUGCGAUGGCGCGUGGCUCUUCGCCGCGUCUGUGUUAACUGAAGUGCCUAAAUAUUUUACCUUAAAUCCGAGCGAUUGGACGGCCUAUUUCAGAGAGAUACGAGAACGCAAUUUAAACGGUCGUCUCGCGGACGUCGUUUCCUCCGAAAAUCAGCCUUCGUGAACCUACGACCGCGUAAUUCAGGCCCGCAAUGAGUGUCGCGCAAUUCGCGAGGAAGAAAGGACUGAGUGGGAAAAGGAGCGAGCGCAAGCAGGAAAGUUACAUGAGCCCGUUGAACGGCUUGAAGAGAAGUCUGGAAGAGCUUAACAGCAUCGUGAGCGUUAUUGUCAACGAGGAUAAGAGGUUAACUCGUGGAAUGGUCCAGAAAAUGACUAAACAGAAGGCAACGGGUAACUCCAGCAAGGAAUCUACAUCGCGGAAUAGUGUAAUUGUUAUCAAUGACAGUGACAAUGAGGCAGCUAACGGGGAGCCUGACAGUGGAAGCGCCUCGACACCGUCCUCGUCUGUACGGAAAAAAAGAAAAUCAAUGACGCCUGCCGAACAGAACGCAGGUACACCAUCCAACACGCCGUUGGAUAACGACGCAUCCGUCCUUUAUUUGUCAAGCACGCAGGGAUCUUUAUCGAACGGGGAAAAUAUAGCACCAGCACAAACGGAGGACGAUGUCGUUGAGCUGUGGUCGUGUCUAAAUAGUAAAAACAAGAAGAAGAAAAUUAAGCAAUUUAAGAAACGUGAAUUGUUUAGGAUAGACAGAAGACCGAAUCUGAGCUAUCUCAAGUAUCUAGAGGCAGAUACGAAAGACACAGAAAAAACAAAAUGCAAACACAGACUAUUCCAAGACAAUAUUCAAACUGAGCCCGAGUCAUUUACGAAACCUGUUAAGCGGAAAUUGUCGAAAUACGAUUUAAGCAGCAACUCGAUAAGAAAGAAGCAGCGCAUCGAUAACUUGAUUUCGAGUAGUACAAGGUCGGAUCCACACCACAGUGAAGGGAAUAGGAAUUUGGACGAGGAGAAUCAAAGCGAAGCAAAUUCAACGCGUAAAUUAAGAGAGAUAGUUGUUGACGGCUACAAUGUAGCAAAGGCUCAUACAAAUGGAAAAGAGUUCUCGGCAAAAGGUAUCAAAAUAGUAGUAAAUUAUUUUCAAUCGAGGGGUCACGUUGUAAAGGUUUUCUUACCACACCAUGCCCGAAAAAAGGAACAUACCUUUCUCGAGCAGUUGUACAGAGAGGGCACGGUCGUUUUUACACCUAGUCGCAUCCUUGCUGGGCGAAGAAUCACAUCGUAUGACGAUCGGUACAUACUGGAAUACGCGACGUUAUGUGAAGGUGUAGUAAUUUCCACGGAUCAAUAUAGAGACCUGUACAGAGAGAAACCGGAAUGGCGCGAUACAAUUUUAAAUCGUUUACUGAUACCCACUUUCGUCGGGGAUUACAUCAUGUUUCCAGAGGAUCCAUUAGGCAAGUUUGGACCAAAUCUCGAGACAUUUUUGCGACAUUAACAUAAUUAUGAUGUUGUAUAUUAUCGUUGUAAAUUCAAUAUGUGGACUGCAAUCUUUUGUAUUAUAAUUUUAUUUCAGACCCUUCUUUUCUUUUCUUCUC